AUGAGGAAGCAUUCAACCAGCCUUCGAGUGAGGUUACCUGUGUUUGUAGUUGUCAUCGAGGUGAUCAUCCUUACCCUUUAUGCUGCCUUUGUCACCUACGAUGAUAAUGCUGAUGCCAAGCUGCAGACCAACCAGACCAACCCCAUGGACAAUUCAAUGUACAAGGACUACCCCUUUUUCACUGACAUACAGGUCAUGAUAUUCCUUGGCUUUGGGUGCCUCCUGGCCUUCUUUCGUCGCUAUGGGUUUGGAGGGAUGGUCUUUAACUUCCUCACAGCUACUUUUGCCAUCCAGUGGGCCAUCCUGGUGCAGGGGUACUUCCAAUUCAGCCGUGAUGGUAAGAUCCACCUUGGGGUGAUCAACCUCAUAAAUGCAGAGUUUGCCUGUGCCGUGGUGCUGAUCUCUUUCGGGGCGGUGCUGGGGAAGACUAGUCCGGUGCAGCUGCUGGUUAUGGCUCUGCUGGAAGUCCCGGUCUUUGCAGUCACAGAAUGGGCGGUGGUGACGUAUAUAAAGAUCAAUGAUGCAGGAGGCUCUAUUCUGAUCCACCUGUUUGCCUGUUACUUUGGCUUGGGUGUCACAUUUGCGCUGUACAGAUCUUGCCUAAAUGAAGGCCAUGCAAAGGAGAACACCAGUUACCACUCAGACAUCUUGUCUGUGAUGGGGACCUUGUUCCUCUGGGUGUUUUGGCCCUCCUUCAAUUCAGCACUGACGCUGAAGGGAGACGACCAGCACAGGGCCAUCCUGCACACCUUCAUCGGCCUCAGCGCCUCCACACUCACAGCCUUUGCCCUGUCUGCGAUGCUUAACAAAAAUGGCAAGCUCACCAUGGCUGAUGUUCAGAAUGUGACCCUGGCUGGAGGUGUGACAGUGGGGGCAUCUGUGGACAUGAUGAUAUCACCUGCGGCGGCAUAUGCUCUAGGUAUGAUGGGCUGCACUGCUUGCAUGCUGGGCUACAAGUACCUGAGCCCCUUCCUGGCUCGACGGUUCAGGAUCCAGGAUCAGUGUGGAAUACAUAACUUGCAUGGCCUAACAGGACUUAUUUCUUGUACUGCGGGGAUAGUUGCGAUACUGACAGCUACAGAGGAAGUUUACGGCCCCAGUAUGUAUGAGAUCUUUACCCACAGGGCACCGAUGGCAGGGGAUCCUCGGCUACUUGAGCUCCAGGUGUUUAUCCCCGGUUUACAGCCAGGCUUGGGACGGACGGCCAAGGAGCAGGCUCUCUACCAGGUAGCAGCUGUCUUCUUGACCAUAGGAGUGUCAGCGCUUGGAGGCGUCCUUACAGGCUUUGUGUUGAAGCUGCCAUACCUCGCAUCUCCAUCGGAUGAUUUCUGCUUUGAUGAUGAGCUGUUUUUUGAUGUUCCUCUAGACUACGAUUCACCAGUUAAACUCAUUAAUGUAAAUACAACUGAGGAUUCAGCUGCCUGA
Molecule: messenger RNA, 1425 nt
Organism: Myripristis murdjan (pinecone soldierfish)
Lineage: Eukaryota; Metazoa; Chordata; Actinopteri; Holocentriformes; Holocentridae
Product: ammonium transporter Rh type B-like
Exons: 1
Coding region: 1-1425 (474 amino acids)
Biological process (GO): ammonium transmembrane transport; ammonium homeostasis
Cellular component (GO): plasma membrane
Molecular function (GO): ammonium channel activity
Source: RefSeq, a predicted model, not a curated record